This is a messenger RNA of Aphanomyces invadans, 1560 nucleotides long. Its product is annotated as tubulin alpha chain. Gene Ontology annotation, cellular component: cytoplasm; microtubule. Gene Ontology annotation, biological process: mitotic cell cycle; microtubule cytoskeleton organization. Gene Ontology annotation, molecular function: GTP binding; structural constituent of cytoskeleton. Lineage: Eukaryota; Oomycota; Saprolegniomycetes; Saprolegniales; Verrucalvaceae. The coding region runs from base 89 to 1450 and encodes 453 amino acids. The record is from RefSeq and is a predicted model, not a curated record. The transcript has a single exon.
GACCGCAAGAGCAAGCUCCCUCACCCAGCUUUCUCUCAGCGUCCGUGCACCUACUCCCACAACACCUCUCCUCGCUCGAAGCAACACCAUGCGUGAAGUCAUCUCAAUCCACUUGGGCCAAGGCGGGAUCCAGACCGGGAACGCGUGCUGGGAACUGUACUGCCUUGAACACGGCAUCCAGCCCGACGGCCAAAUGCCGUCCGACAAGACGAUCGGCGGCGGCGACGAUGCGUUCAACACGUUCUUUAGCGAAACCGGCGCAGGCAAACACGUCCCCCGCGCCGUGCUCGUCGAUUUGGAACCGAGUGUGUGUGACGAAGUCCGCACCGGCACGUACCGCCAACUGUACCACCCGGAACAGAUCAUCUCUGGCAAGGAAGACGCGGCCAACAACUACGCUCGCGGGCACUACACGAUCGGCAAGGAAAUCGUCGACUUGGUCUUGGACCGCAUCCGCAAGUUGGCUGACAACUGCACGGGUCUCCAAGGCUUCUUGGUCUUCAACGCCGUGGGCGGUGGCACUGGGUCUGGCCUUGGCGCGCUCUUGCUCGAACGUCUGUCCGUCGACUACGGCCGCAAGUCCAAGCUCGGGUUCACCAUCUACCCGUCGCCUCAAGUGUCGACGGCCGUCGUCGAGCCGUACAACUCGGUCUUGUCGACGCACUCGUUGCUCGAACACACGGACGUGGCUGUGAUGCUGGAUAACGAAGCCAUCUACGACAUCUGCCGUCGCUCGCUCGACAUUGAACGUCCCACGUACACCAACUUGAACCGAUUGAUCGCGCAAGUGAUUUCGUCGCUGACGGCGUCGCUCCGCUUCGACGGUGCGCUGAACGUGGAUGUGACCGAGUUCCAGACCAACUUGGUGCCGUACCCGCGUAUCCACUUCAUGUUGUCGUCGUAUGCGCCGGUGAUCUCGGCCGAGAAGGCGUACCACGAGCAGUUGUCGGUGGCGGAAAUCACCAACAGCGCGUUCGAGCCGGCGUCCAUGAUGGCCAAGUGCGACCCGCGCCACGGCAAGUACAUGGCGGCGUGCCUCAUGUACCGUGGGGAUGUCGUGCCCAAGGACGUGAACGCUGCCGUCGCGACCAUCAAGACGAAGCGCACGAUCCAGUUUGUCGACUGGUGCCCGACCGGGUUCAAGUGCGGCAUCAACUACCAGCCACCGACCGUCGUGCCGGGCGGCGACUUGGCCCGCGUCCAACGCGCCGUGUGCAUGAUCUCCAACACGAGCGCGAUCGCCGAAGUCUUUAGCCGCAUCGACCACAAGUUCGACUUGAUGUACGCCAAGCGCGCGUUCGUGCACUGGUAUGUCGGUGAAGGGAUGGAAGAAGGCGAGUUUUCCGAAGCGCGCGAAGAUUUGGCUGCGCUCGAAAAGGACUACGAAGAAGUCAGCGCCGAAACCGCGGAAGGCGAAGGCGAAGAAGAGGAAGGCGGCGACGAAGGGUAGAUGAAGAGGUGUGACUAAGUCGAUAUAUGCAUUCCAACACGGUGUUGCCUUGGACUUGUCGACAUAUGGCGGACAGAGUCACAAGGACGGGAUGCCGUGUGAAAAAGCGC